This is a messenger RNA of Vitis riparia (riverbank grape), 528 nucleotides long. RefSeq lists its product as uncharacterized. The record is from RefSeq and is a predicted model, not a curated record. NCBI's taxonomy places the organism in Eukaryota, Viridiplantae, Streptophyta, Magnoliopsida, Vitales, Vitaceae. The coding region runs from base 1 to 528 and encodes 175 amino acids. The transcript has a single exon.
AUGGGACAAUCAUUUUUUUCUCUAGUAGACCCCAUACGAAUAUUGCAACCACACCGAGACACCCUUAUCCUGUCUCUUGGGAUUGGAGACUUCGACGUAAGGCGGAUUUUGGUCGACCCGGGCAGCUCAGCCGACCUCUUGCAGGUAUCAGUAAUCAAACAAAUGGGACUCGUGCCCUCCAGCUUGGAGAACCUGGGGUGGAUUUUGUUAGGAUUUAAUGGAGCCGCAACAACCUCCCUUGGAGACGUUGCACUACCGGUCCAAGCAGACCCAGUCAUCCUCAACGUACAAUUCUCAAUAGUGGAAGAUUUAUCCCCCUUCAACGCCAUUUUGGGGCGCAUCUGGUUGCAUUAUAUGAAAGCCAUCCCUUCCACGUACCAUCAGAUGGUGAGUUUUCUCAUCGAAGACGGACAUAUUGAUUUAUAUGGCAGUCAGUUAGCAGCCCGCCAGUGCUAUCAAAUAUCACGAGAUGCCAGGUCUAGCAAUGAUCGCGAGCCACUCCCUGAGCAAGCGAAUGCACCCAACUAA